Ascochyta rabiei is the source of this 579-nucleotide messenger RNA. RefSeq lists its product as uncharacterized. The transcript is spliced from 4 exons. Bases 1 to 579 code for a protein of 192 amino acids. NCBI's taxonomy places the organism in Eukaryota, Fungi, Ascomycota, Dothideomycetes, Pleosporales, Didymellaceae. The record is from RefSeq and is a predicted model, not a curated record.
AUGUCUUCGCAGGACGCCGCUGUCAGGCACCAAGCCGUCGUGCCGGACAAGGUCCCCAAUGGAGAGUACCCGCUCAUCGACAACGACCCACAUCUCUCGCGCGUGCUGCGCUACGCCCGCCCCUCUGACUGGCUCUACGGCGCCGCAGUCGGCGCCAUCAGCCCCGGCCUGAUGCUGUACUGGGAGCGAGUCUCGCCCUCGUUCGUCGGCAAGGGUGGAUUUGCGCCCGUCAUGCGCCUGAGCGGUGCUGUCGGUGUUGCCGGAGCCGUCCUCUUCGCCUACUCGAGGUCGACGUCCCGUUUCUACGGCGCGCGCGAGAACCGCCGCGAGCUCGACAUGGACAUGCGCGAGAUGGUCGACAAGGUCAAGAAGGGAGAGCCUCUCUACGGCAAGACCGAGAUGACCGAGUACAUGCAGGGCGUUGCACACAGGAACUCGCGCUACGCAGCCACGUUUGCCCACGUCAUGCCGUGGCCCAACCUGGUCAACCACCCGUACCACGGCGUUGACACGGCGAAGUACUACCGCCAGGCCGAGUUGGAGCUGGAGCAGGAGAAGAACGUCCCUGCCAGGCGCUAG